Eriocheir sinensis (Chinese mitten crab) is the source of this 2056-nucleotide messenger RNA. RefSeq lists its product as uncharacterized. The record is from RefSeq and is a predicted model, not a curated record. The transcript is spliced from 6 exons. Lineage: Eukaryota; Metazoa; Arthropoda; Malacostraca; Decapoda; Varunidae. Bases 105 to 1541 code for a protein of 478 amino acids.
CCUGGGCCACUGCCAAGUCGGACCUCUCUAACGCGCUGUAUGAGGCCAGCUACGUCGCCACAACAGCCGACAGCUGGACGGCGCACAACAGGGCCUUCAUUGGCAUGACGUGCCACUGGAUCGGCCAGAAUCUCCGCCGCCAACGUGGCACAUUAGCGUGCAAGGAGAUCAAGGAGAAGCAGACUAAUGUGGUCCUGGCGCAGGCCAUCUAUGACACCCACCAGGAGUUUGGCCUGGGGAACAAGGUGGUAGCCACUACCACGGACAACGGCACCAACUAUGUGGCUGCCUUCAAGUACUUCGGUGCAGGCGAUGUGCCUGUGGAGGGAGAGGAGGAGCAGGAUCCUGAGGUGGUGGUUGGCCAGCCUGCAAACCUGCAUGCCCAGCUGAAGGAGGUGGUUCCUGCUAUGAUUAAGCUGCCCAAACACUACAGAUGUAGUGCACACACCCUCAACCUUAUAGCCACUGCCGACGUCCACUCUGUGCCUGGAUGGAACCAAGGCUUUAGGGCGCCAUUCACAAAGGCUGCUGCAAAAGCCCAGGGGACUUGGAACCUGCAGAACCGCAGUUCUGUGGUGACCAACUCCAUCAAGGAGAAGACUGGGAGGAAGCUGAAAACCUUCUGUGUUACUCGGUGGAACUCCUACUAUGAUGCUAUCCAGAGCCUGAUGGACGUCCUCUCCAACCCAGAGAAGAUGCGGGCGUUGAAUGAGAUCCUCAGCAAGGGAGGGGCGGCGACGUUUAACGAGAUGGAUAAACAUGUUCUCUCUGAGUACCUGAAGGUCAUGCAGCCUGUGGCAGAGUGCCUCGACAGCCUACAAUCCGAGACCAACGCCUACAUGGGCACCUUGAUGCCUGCCUUACAGCUAAUGCAGUUUCAGCUGGAGAGGCUGAAAGUUGACAGGAACCUGCAGUUUGCUCUACCGCUAGUGUCGGCACUACUUGGGAAAGAGGGGAGUGGCAAAGGCUGUUACGGCAGGUUUGCUGACCAGCUUCAGGACGCCGAUAUCCUGAUGGCCACUGCGCUCCACCCCCACUACACCAUGUCCCUGGUGCGGCACUUCAAUCCUGACCAGGCAGCCAACAUCCAGGGCCGUAUCGUCAGGGAGGUGAAGGAAAUUGUGGGCACAGAGCUGGAGAGGCAGCCUGAGGAGAGGAAGGAAAGGGUGGACAAGUUCCACCUUCUGCUCUCCAGUGCCACAGUCCCUGAGGUGAGGUACCAGGAAGAAGUGGAGGAGACAAUUGUAAAAACACUAGAAGACUGGAAAAGGGAGAUGGUGGACAUCCCCCUCAGCCCCAACCUGUUCCCCGCCCGCUACAGGGAUGCCUGGCUGGACCUCUUCAAGAGGUACAACACCCCUCUCCCGAGCUCUGCUGCUGUAGAGAGGCUGUUCAGCUCUGCGGGAGAUAUCUUGCGGGCUAAAAGGUCCAGCCUCAGCAACGUGAACUUCGAGCAGCUGGUGUUUGUAAGGGGCAACAUGCACCUCCUGGACUACAAGGAUGUGGGGCAGCAGCACAUGGAGGAGGAGCAAGACUUGUAAAUUAUAAUGAACUUGUGAAUCAUUUUUAUACCUAGUCAUUUGUGAAAGAUACAUAUAGUAAACUGAAUCAGCAACAUAUCUUUCCUUAUUCCCAUAUCUUCUCUUCCUCUUUUGAAUGAUAUUAACCGGAAUUUUCUGUGUUGCAUGUGUACUGAGGUAUGAUAAUUAUGAUGAGUGUAAAAGUAGUUGCUUUACUUCAGGUGGUGGAGAUUCUAUGCGUUAAAAUGACAAUAAUGAUAACAAAAAUAAUGGUAAUAAUAAUAAUAAUAAUAAUGAUAAUAAUAAUGCUGCUGCAGUAUUGCCUUGUAUUUCUUUUUUUUAAGGUACGGACUAGAUUUUUCAGGCGCGCUUUAAUAGUUUUGGGUACGGUACCGGAGGUGCGGAGGUGCGGUACCGGAACGAGUGAAAAAAUUUUAGGCGCGGAAGUACAGGUACGGACUAUAUGUGUUUCGAGGUGCGGAGGAGCGGUACCGGACUACCCGAUAUCCAGUAACGCGCCCAGCUCUGUUUAUUUC